AUGGUCAAACUAAACUAUGCCAAAUCAAGGGGUACUGCGAAGGACAUGUUUCAGAACUAUGUCCGAGCAAGCCGUGCAGUAUACCGCUUGGAUGACAAAGAAAUAGGAAUUUUUAAUCAAAAAAUAAGCGAGGCCUACAUUCUUGAGUUCUAUGUGGCAUGGAAAAUGAACGAUACCCUACCAAGGUUUGGGGAACACGUCCCACAAAAGAUCGAACAAAUUAUUCCACGGGAGAUUUUCACAAAGGAGAUGGCACGUAUGGUGAUGGAAAGCCUCUUAGCCCCAUUGCUGGAAGUGCGCACUCAGAUGUGGAGUAUCCGAGCGCUGGCGCCAAUCAACAUCAUUCUGCCAAAAACCAUCGAAGCCGAGGAGGGAUGGUCGCAAUUGCGGUUGGAGCUCCUGGGCGCUUUCUUAAAGAUUCCACAAUCUGUUAGUGCACCUGUAAUUCAGAUGAUGGUUCCCCACGCCACUCAGGGUGGGGAUGGUACUGCUGCUAUACAACACGUAGCUCCCAGUACUCCCAGUGUGGUCUUGGCUCCAACUCGCCCAAGGACAGCCUGUCCUACAACACCAUACUCCCCUAUUAGCAAAGGCAAGGCGAUGGGCGAUCGUGGACCCACCUCCAGGUCGAAUCUCUCAUUCAAGAUGCCUGAUCCCUCCAUGAUUACCGCCACACCAAUGCCUCCGAGUCCCACAGCAACACUGCGGUCAUCGUCUGUUUCAUCCAACAUAUGGGAGAGGUUAGCCAACGAGAGUGCGGACCCCGAGGCAAUCGGUGCGCACCUUGCAGAAGUUUCACUUGCAUCAAACGUAGAAGUGCCGAAAAGAUUCGGGCACAGUCCCUCCUAUGCCCCGGCUGCCACGGCCACUGCUCCUGUGGUGUCAGCAUUGACCCAAGAAAACGUACAGAGCCUAGAGCAGAGCAGUUCACAGUUGGGCAUGACCAACUUGACGGCGACGACUCCAUCAAAGGACCCAAGGCAUGCGCCACCCAUUUCCACAUCGCAUGCUGGCGAACUCUACGGACAUCACGACAAGGAUCGAGAGUUUACUGAAAUGGACAUAAGCGUUAUCGUUCUUUUGGCCCAAUCCGUAAAAUUCAAUGAAGUUGAGUAUCGCAACACAUUGAUAAAACGGUUUGAUCAUUCCCCAAGCGAGGCAUACUUGCUCGCAAAGGUGGCAGCAGCGAACCGAAGGUAA
This is a messenger RNA of Cantharellus anzutake, 1200 nucleotides long. RefSeq lists its product as uncharacterized. Lineage: Eukaryota; Fungi; Basidiomycota; Agaricomycetes; Cantharellales; Hydnaceae. The record is from RefSeq and is a predicted model, not a curated record. The coding region runs from base 1 to 1200 and encodes 399 amino acids. The transcript has 5 exons.